Ananas comosus (pineapple) is the source of this 4744-nucleotide messenger RNA. Its product is annotated as trafficking protein particle complex subunit 8. NCBI's taxonomy places the organism in Eukaryota, Viridiplantae, Streptophyta, Magnoliopsida, Poales, Bromeliaceae. The transcript is spliced from 29 exons. The record is from RefSeq and is a predicted model, not a curated record. Gene Ontology annotation, cellular component: phagophore assembly site; TRAPPIII protein complex; cytoplasmic vesicle. Gene Ontology annotation, biological process: protein localization to phagophore assembly site; endoplasmic reticulum to Golgi vesicle-mediated transport. Bases 404 to 4261 code for a protein of 1285 amino acids. Gene Ontology annotation, molecular function: protein binding.
CGGACCUCCUCCUCCAACCUCGAUCCUCCCAUUCCCCUUCAGCUCCGACGAUGCCCUAGCCCGUCGCCUCGCCGGAGUUCCGCCGGACCGCCUCUCGCCAGACUUCUCCGUCAAGCUCGCCUUCCUCAACCUGCUGCCGCCGCUUAUCUCGCCUAUAUUUUUUGUAAAGCUGCCAUUUUUACUGCCUCCCCUGUUAAUUACUAUUGCUUAUUCUCCCAGGUUGUUACAUUUAGUCGCUGGAUCUAGGAUCGAUUGAGCGAAUUGGUUUUGAAUUCCGGCUCUAAGAUUGUUUAUGUAGAUGAAAAGGUUUGGUUAUCGUUGGGAGUGUUCUUAGACAUUAGAUCGCAAGCACAUUCCUCCUAAAAUAGAAGGCGAGGAUUCCAGUUAAUUUAUAUAUUAUAAGAUGGAUCCGCUGAAAACUUACUUGGGGAGGCUGGUAUUAGAAGAACUAACUCCGGUGGUCAUGGUUCUCACAACUCCUCUUGUCGAAGAUUCUUGCCGCAAGAACGGGCUCGGUUUCGUCGACAUGCUCCUCCCAUUCUCUGUUUUCAAGAAAUUUGAUGUGCCUGUUCGUACCGUAAAUGACCAACCUUAUAGGUUACAGAUGUUCAAGCUACGAAUGGUUUAUGCUUCUGAUGUGCGGCAACCAAACUACGAGGCUGCAAAAGAGCAUUUGAAGCAGGUUGUUCAUGACUCUGGUGAAAAGGCUCUUUCUGAUUUGCUUUCCGACCCUCCACAACUUGAAACUGUACUUAGCAAUUCAGAAUCUGAUUUAUGCCCACAAUGGAUUCAAACAUUCAAUAAAGAACUUAUACGGACUCUGUCCUUUUCGGAGCAUGAGACUUUUGACCACCCUGUUGCAUGCCUUUUAGUUGUUUCAUCGAAGGAUGAACAGCCCAUCAAUAAAUUUGUCGAUAUUUUCAACACAAAUCAGUUGCCUUCUCUUCUCAAUGAUGGUCUCAUGGAUCCAAAGAUAUUGAAGCACUAUGUUCUUCUGCAUGAUAAUCAAGAUAGCUCACCAGAGAAGGCAACCCACAUUUUAGCAGAAAUGAGGAACACUUUCGGUCCAAAUGACUGUAAAUUGUUGUGCAUUAAUUCUGCCACAGAAGAUGUUAAUAACAAGGGAUUUUCAUCAGUACCUUAUAAAACUCAUGGCUUCCUUGGAGAAGACAUUGCCCGGUGCCUUAACUUGGAAGAUCUCAAAUCGAUAAAGGACUUCAUGCAAGAUCUUAAUUCUAACCAUAUCAUCCCAUUUAUGGAGCAGAAGAUACGCAUCCUCAAUCAGCAGGUAGCUACAACCAGGAAAGGUUUUAGAAACCAAAUAAAGAACUUGUGGUGGCGAAAAGGAAAAGAUGAUUUGCCUGAAGACCCUAGUGGUUCUACGUAUACAUUUAGCUCAAUAGAGACCCAGAUUAGAAUAUUGGGUGAUUAUGCCUUCAUACUGCAAGACUAUGAACUUGCUUUGUCAAAUUACCGGUUACUAUCCACAGACUACAAGCUCGAUAAAGCUUGGAAACGCUAUGCUGGCGUGCAGGAAAUGAGUGGACUUUGUUACUUCAUGCUGGAUCAAUCAAGAAAGGAAGCAGAGUACUGCAUGGAAAAUGCUUUCAGUACAUAUUUGAGAGUUGGUUCAUCAGGUCAGAGAUAUGCUAGCAGAUGUGGCCUCUGGUGGGCAGAGAUGCUCAAGGCUAGGGCACAAUAUAGGGAGGCAUCCGGUGUUUAUUUCCGUAUUUCGAUCGAGGAACCUUCUUUGCAUGCUGCCGUAAUGCUUGAGCAAGCAGCAGGCUGCUAUUUGUUAUCCAAACCACCUCUAUUGCGGAAGUAUGGGUUCCAUCUCAUUCUAGCUGGCAAUCGCUAUUAUAUCUCUGAUCAGAUAAAACAUGCUAUUCGAGCGUAUAGAAAUGCUCUCUUUGUGUACAGCGAAAAUGCCUGGAGUUACAUAAAUGAUCAUGUUCAUUUUAAUGUCGGAAGGUGGUACGGAUUUCUUGGGAUGUUUGAUGUGGCAAUCAACCACAUGUUAGAGGUUCUGGCAUGUGGUCAUCAGUCAUUGGCAACACAAAGCACUUUCCUUAAUGACUUCUUCCAUUUUGUUCAGAGACUGGGAAAGAGUUUUGAUGUAUGUAAGCUUCAACUUCCUGUUAUCAACUUAUUUUCGCUCAAAAUUGUCUAUGAAGAUCAUCGGACUUAUGCAUCUACUGCUGAUGUUGAUGUCACCGAGAGUUUGUGGCAAGCCUUGGAAGAAGAAAUGGUUCCAGUGUCUACUGUCAGGGCCAACUGGCUUGAUUCACAACCAAAAUCCUCCUCCAGAAAAGACGAUGACUUUUCUAUUUGUGUGGCUGGAGAAGCAGUAAAAGUGGAGGUUGAGCUUAAAAAUCCUUUGCAGAUUUCAAUAUCUGUUUCUUCCAUUUCUCUUAUCUGUGAGCUCUCUGCAAGUUCUGAGGCAUCAACUAUUGACCGAAGUGUGUCAUCUGCUGAAGUUCAAGAAGAUACAAAUUUGAUGAAGACAUCCUUUUGUAGCGAUCAAAAAGGUGAAAACAGUUCCUUUACUUUAUCAAAGAUUGAUGUCGAAUUAGGAGGAGGUGAAACCAAGAGGGUACAACUUGAAGUUACUCCGAAAGUGGAAGGUGUUCUAAAAUUAGUUGGGUUGAGGUGGACUCUAUCAGAUUCGGUGGUCGGUUAUCAACACUUUGAGACUGAUGCAAAGAAGAAACACAAGAAAGGGAAGAGAUCAAAGCAUUCUUGGAAGAGUAGCCUGAAUUUAAUUGUGAUAAAGGGCAUACCAAAACUUGAGGGACGUGUUGAUGGUUUUCCAACAAAAACAUUUGCGGGUGACUUACGGCUUCUCAUGCUGAGUCUGAGAAACCAUUCAGAAUAUUCUCUGAAGAACAUCAGGAUGAAAGUAAGUCAUCCGAGAUUCUUGAUUCCCGCUAAUUCUGCGGACAUUCAUGAGGAUUUUCCUCAAUGCUUAGAAAAGCAGAGACAAAUGGAAAACAAGGAUGCGUCAGGAAAUGCUAAAAAUUUAUCCAGGAGUGCCUUCUUUUCAUUUCCAAAUGAUGUUACUAUUCGAGGCGGCGAAACAUUCUCAUGGCCUCUUUGGUUUCAUUCUGGGUCUUCUGGAAAUAUAUCUCUUUAUAUGUCAAUAUACUAUGAAAUGGAAGGUGGUUCUAGUGACAUGACAUACCGUACACUGCGCAUGAAUUACAAUUUGGAGGUUUUGCCGUCAUUAGAUAUUUCAUUCCUGAUCAGCCCAUGGCCGUCAAGGUUACAAGAGUAUUUUGUGCGUAUGGACGUUGUUAAUAGAACCAUUUCGGAGACAUUCUUACUGCAUCAAUUGUCAUGUGUUGGCAAUCAGUUGGUGAUAUCAGCAUUACCUUCCUGCAAUUCUAUCUGCUCCAUGCAAGAAAUAUUUGCGGGCCAGACAUUAUCAUGCUUCUUUAAGCUAAAGGUCCUAAUGACAGGUGAAAAGAAUGAGGAGUCUGUCCAAGGAAGUGAUAUGCUGUUGUCGUCUGCGAUCAGCAACGAUAUGCUACUAGAUGUAUCAAGGUCACCUUUGUCUGAUUUUCAUUAUCAAGAAAGGUAUCACCAGGGAAAGUUAGUGAAGGGAUAUCAGAGCCUUCUUGAUUUCAUCAUGAUUUCAAAGAUGGUAAGUAGUAACUUGGAUUCAGAGGAAGGACCAAACCAGCUGCUGCUAUCUAACCAUGCAUGCCAUUGCAGUAUCAGCAGGACUAGCCCAAUUUGGUGGCUAAUGGAUGGACCUCGAACAAUUUAUCAUGAAUUUUCAAGUUCUUUUUGCGAGAUUGAUCUGCAGUUGACGAUCCACAACUGUUCUAAUAGUCUCGUCUCUAUCCGAGUUGCAACAUUUGACAGCAUGCUAGAGACGACCCAAUCCAGUGAUGCAGUUCAUCUCUCUGAUAAUUCUAACGAUCAGGGAGGAUGGUAUGAUGUUUCUUUAACAAAUGACAUUAAGCUUAUUUCUAAUGUCCAAGGGAGCCGUUCUCAAAAGCGAUUAAGUGAAAGCACUCCCCCUUUUGUUUGGAGCGCAUUAAGUUCCACUCAACUUGCUAUGGAGCCAGCAUCUACAGCCAAACUACCUCUCAAAAUCUUUGUAUUCUCACCUGGAACAUAUAAUUUAUCAAAUUAUGAAUUGCAUUGGAAAAUACAACCACAGGGGGAAGGAAUAACUGAUGAAGUGAAAAAUAAGUCGUCUUCAGGCUUGGGACAAGGGCACCCAUUUUAUCUUACUGUUCUGCAGGCUCCUUAAUGAGACCCUAAAGCUGCUUCAGAUCUUACUUCAAAAUUUUUUCAUAUGGGAGGUUUUGUCUUAUGUGAUUGUUGUAUAUUAUGGGCAAAUAUGACAGGAAAGAGAAAUAUAUCUUCAGCUAUUGGCGAAAUUUUGCUCCCAGGUACAGGUACCAUUAGCUCAGCUUCUUGUGUUAUUUUCAAAGUUAACACCUUGUUUAAUCAGGCAUUAGCUAUUGGUUCAACUAUACUUUAGGUCCCUUUUUUUUUUUUGGUCCGGGGCUCAAUGGGACAGGACUUUUAUUCCGUGUUUGUGCUGAAAAAUAGCCAUAUAACAAUCCACUGUUUAUGUUCUGUAUCUAGCGAUCAUUCCAUCUAAAUUUUUUUUCACAGAAAUCGUGAUAUGUUACCUUCAUUGAAUCAUUGAUCAACUGUGUAGUGCUCACAAAACUGCUAAUGUAAGCGUUAUUGGUGAAGGAUUAAAUUUAUUUGGCCAUUUUUUCUA